UCAAUGGACCCGCUAUCAGAUUCAGUCUCUCCCCAAUAUUUCCUUAAAUUUGUAAUGACAAUUUUGCACUCAUUCCAUUUCAUCACUCGAAUAAAUUCUCCAGCUGUGCCUAUAAUUGUAGCGGAAAUCUUUUUCGUUCAACUUUUCGAACAAUUAUUUUACUGGUUUUAGACGUCUACUCAAGAUUUUUGUGGGCAGCAGGAGAUGCAUCGCUGGUCCGGUGAAUUGUCGCCGGAGAUCGCUUUAUUUUUCAUUUAACAGGUGACUUAGGUCGAUUUGAGGCUAACUUAGUGGAGAGAUAGUAAUUGGGUGGUGCAACUGAUGAGAAGAACUGAUGUUAUUGACAGUGGAAGGAGGAGGGUUUUUCUCUUCUUCAGCUUCUGGUUACAGUAAGGGCCUAACCCUUCUUUUUUUGGGUCAGAGGAGCGAAGGGAAACCCAUGAGAGUGACGCCGUGGAAUCAGUACCAGUUGGUGGACCAAGGGACAGAUCCUGAUCUCCAGCUGGCUUCUGCGAAGAAUGGGGCUGUCCGCGGGUGUGCCUCCUUUGUGUGCUUGGGUCACACUGCCGCAGGACUUGAGAGCCCGUCCCCUCUGAAAGUGGGCUCUAGCCAACAAAAAGAAGUCUCGCCAGAGCCUCCUGUUUUUGAUGAGAAUAAGGAUGAAAUUGAUUCAGCUGAUCUUGUUGAUGAUGAUAAUGGGAAUAGAGAGAUAGAUCUCAAGAGUAGCUUAAAGAAACCAUCGAAUGACAUUCAACCUACUACCACUGGGGGGAUUGGUGAUGGCGAUGAACAUGAAGAAUCAUCUGGAAAGAGUAACACUGUUGAUAGUCAAAUGGAAAGGAGGAAAGUGCAGUGGACGGAUACAUCUGGAGGGGAACUUUAUGAGAUCCGGGAAUUUGAGAUGAGGUGAGAGAGCUUUGGAUGCUUCUUUUAUGUUAAAAAUAUAGCUC
This is a messenger RNA of Olea europaea var. sylvestris, 950 nucleotides long. RefSeq lists its product as uncharacterized. NCBI's taxonomy places the organism in Eukaryota, Viridiplantae, Streptophyta, Magnoliopsida, Lamiales, Oleaceae. The record is from RefSeq and is a predicted model, not a curated record. The transcript is spliced from 2 exons. The coding region runs from base 335 to 910 and encodes 191 amino acids.